AUGAAGAAAAUUCCUCUAUCAGAAAAAACAGGCCAGAAGAAAAGACCAGUUAAAAGAAAGAAAAUUAUUCUGGAUGGGAAAUGGAAAUGCCCCAAGGUCCAUCCUGAUUUCCUUGAUAAAAAUAUAAAGACUACCAAAUUUGUAGACUUGAAUGCAACUGAAUUGUAUAAGUGCAGAGUCAACCUUGAUAGGGCAUUCGAUCAAGGAAUUCCGAAUCUACACAACAGACAUUUUAAUAGCAUUACCCCUUCUAAGGGAGAUUUUGGAGAACCUCCUGACAAAUUAUUCUCUAAAUUUGGCUUUAAAAAGGCAAUAAGGAGAAGAAAGGAGAACCUUAAUUACACUCAGGACCAGAUAAACAUUGAUACUGAAAAUUAUAAUAACAGAAGAAAGCGCUAUGAGCAAUCGAUGCCUCCAAUCUGGAAAUCAUCCUCUACUUCAGGUGAAGAGUUUAGUAAGUACAAACUGGAUCAGAGAAGACUUAUCAGAAAGACCUUUCAGCAUGAGAAAUAUAAUAUAAUACUCAAAAAUCUUCUAAAAGGAACCAAGUCUGGUUCUAUGAGUUUGAAACUUUAACGAUGUUUCAAUGAGAAUAAAAA
This is a messenger RNA of Moneuplotes crassus, 599 nucleotides long. Lineage: Eukaryota; Ciliophora; Spirotrichea; Euplotida; Euplotidae. The record is from the annotation of a GenBank genome assembly.